Messenger RNA from Fomitopsis serialis, 2893 nucleotides. RefSeq names its product ras GTPase-activating protein. Gene Ontology annotation, biological process: regulation of actin cytoskeleton organization; regulation of GTPase activity. Gene Ontology annotation, cellular component: cell cortex. Gene Ontology annotation, molecular function: protein binding; GTPase activator activity. The transcript has 9 exons. Bases 180 to 2501 code for a protein of 773 amino acids. The record is from RefSeq and is a predicted model, not a curated record. Lineage: Eukaryota; Fungi; Basidiomycota; Agaricomycetes; Polyporales; Fomitopsidaceae.
CUCCAACCGACCACUAUCCCUUCCUCCGACAGACCCUCCUGCCCGCGACUGUUCACGAAAUCGACCACGUUCCUUCGUUUACAGCAGGUCUGCAACUGGCGAUUAUUUGGCUCCCGCGCCCCAGUGUUCCCGCUUGCAACUGCAGCAGCAUACCACUUCUCCCUUGAUACCAACCACCGAUGUCCUCGUACUCUGACCUUCCGACUUCGCCCCAGUCGCCCGGAAGCAUGUCUUCCAGGCGACUGACAAACCGGAAUACCAACCGGUACAGCGUGACGGCCCUAUUCAGCAUGGCUGCCGAGCAGGACGUAGAAGUUGAAGAUGAGUUGGGUCGAGCGCAAAAGCGGUUGCGGGAGCUCAAGUCGCGCAUUUCGGCUCAGUCAAAGCGCAACUUUGUCCUCGAACGGGAUGUCCGCUUCCUCGAUACUCGGAUUGGACUGCUCAUUGCGAACCGGAUGGCUCUUGACGAGCAAAACGAGGUCGAGAAACAUCUCGAGGAAGUGGACGCGACUGAGGGUCACUACCCUGAUGAUCGCAAGUUGCAACAAUACUCCAACCUCUUCUUCCUCCUGCAGUCCGAGCCGCGCCACAUUGCCAACCUGUGUCGGCUGGUCAGCUUGACCGAGAUCGACACGCUGCUGCAGACGGUCAUGUUCACGCUCUAUGGAAACCAGUACGAGAGUCGAGAAGAGCACCUCCUGCUGACCAUGUUCCAGUCCGUCCUGUCGUCACAGUUCGAGACCGCGACGGAGUUCGGUUCCCUACUCCGCGCCAACACGCCCGUUUCGCGGAUGAUGACAACGUAUACUCGCCGAGGACCUGGACAGAGCUACCUCAAGAGCGUACUCGCUGAGCGUAUCAACAGCUUGAUCGAGCACAAGGACCUGAAUCUGGAGAUCAACCCCGUCAAGGUCUACGAGCAGAUGAUUGUGCAAAUUGAGGAGGAGACAGGCUCUCUUCCACCGAAUUUGCCCCGUGGUGUCCCGCCGGAAGUGGCGAGCGCGAACCCCGACGUGCAGGCCAUCAUCGCGCCACGUCUGACUAUGCUUAUGGAGAUAGCAAACAGCUUCCUGUUGACAAUCAUCGACAGUAUGGAGAGCGUGCCCUAUGGUAUCAGGUGGAUAUGCAAGCAGAUUAGGAGUCUCACAAGACGGAAGUACCCGGAAGCUACAGAUUAUGCGAUCUGCUCACUCAUUGGCGGGUUCUUCUUCCUGCGCUUCAUUAACCCCGCCAUCGUCACUCCCCAAGCUUACAUGCUGGUCGAGGGUGUCCCUGCCAAGUUCCCUAGGAGAACACUCACUCUGAUCGCCAAGAUGUUGCAAAACUUGGCGAAUAAGCCGUCUUACGCAAAGGAAGCGUACAUGAUCACACUCAACCCUUUCGUUGAGAACAACAAGGCGCGAAUCAAUCAGUUUUUGAAUAACCUGUGCGAAGUCGGCGACUUCUAUGACACUCUAGAGAUGGAUCAAUACAUGGCUCUGUCCAAGAAGGACCUUGUCAUCAAUAUCACAUUGAACGAGCUGUACAACACGCAUUCCUUGCUUCUUCAACACGUCGAAGUCUUGACUCCAAAUGAGAAGCAGCACCUCCGCAUUCUCACUGACGAGCUUGGCCCUGCACCGGCACAGGUUCCUCGUAAGGAGAAUCGGGCAAUCGAGCUUCAGCUCUACAGUCGCUGGGAGACGCCGAUCCAGGACAUCCAGAGUGCACUGAUGGACUCAGUCUCGACGACGGACAUGUUGUACAUGGAGACCAAGUCUAAUCUCGUCCAGCUCAUCCGUUCGCUUCCACCAACGGAGAAGAAGCCCUACAACCUCGCUGCAAUUGCAGAGCGCGCAGCGACAACGAAGGAUGCGACACUGGUGCGGAAAGGCAUCAAGGUUAAGGAGAUGUUGCGCGAGCUCGAGGAGUACAAGAUCAUCGAACGAUCCGACGGGUACAAGCUCAUGCAAGACGAAGUCGCUGCCGAGCUCGUGCACCUCGGGAACCUGCGUGACAAGGUUCUGGCCGAGACGAAGUCGUUGGAGGCAGUCUACAAGACGAUCUGCGACCACAACAACUACCUGCGAACGCAGUUGGAGCAGUACAAGGCUUAUUUGCAGAACGUACGUCUCACGGCGACCAAGGACAAGGGUGCAACGACGGGUGUGGGCGUCGUCACAGUCGGUGGCAAGGAGAAGAAGCCCGCGAAGCCGGUCGUCCACGGGCCGUAUCGUUUCACUCAUGCGCAGCUGGAGAAGGAAGGGAUCAUCGUCGAGAGUAACGUCCCAGACAACCGGCGACCCAAUAUCUACUUUAACUUCACUUCUCCUACGCCGGGGACAUUCAUCAUCGCUCUGCACUACAAGGGCCGUGAUAAGGCUAUCUUGGAGAUGGAUCUCAAUAUCGAUGAUCUCCUUGAGAAGCAAAAAGAUAAUAAACAUCUCCUCGACCUCGAGUACGUACAGCUCAACGUGCCCAAGGUGCUCGGUCUGCUCAACAAGAUCUUCACGAAACGAUGACCGCCUAAUCCCGGGCACACCAUCUUCGUUCGUCCACCCACUUUGGUUUAUUUAUCACGAUCCAUUAUGCAUGUGUAGUCCGUUCUGCGUUCCUCUACGCCCCGCGACACCACGCCCCGCCCGACUGUCCAUACUCGUCUCUAUCCUUGUUCCUCUCUAUUACUAUAUCCCUCUCCUCGCAAGAGCCGUCACUCUCUCUAGUCUCUCUGUUUCGAUAUCCCCUCUGUCUGGUCUUCGUCGUUCACACACAGCCCCUCAAAGCGUGGCUCUGUAUAUCCCCCGUCUUUUGCGAUCAGGAUGUAUUAUCGGUAUUCUCGUUGUAUGCACGUCUAUUUCGAGUAAUUGUUGUGGCAGGGCAGGUAAUAGAAGGGAAGAUGGUUCUGACAUUGUUA